This is a messenger RNA of Suillus discolor, 1211 nucleotides long. RefSeq lists its product as uncharacterized. Bases 50 to 1141 code for a protein of 363 amino acids. NCBI's taxonomy places the organism in Eukaryota, Fungi, Basidiomycota, Agaricomycetes, Boletales, Suillaceae. The record is from RefSeq and is a predicted model, not a curated record. The transcript is spliced from 5 exons.
AUGGUCAUUUAAUGACCGCAGGGCAUACAUCAUCCCCCCCAUUCCCCGCAUGAAUUUCUACUGGAACAGCACACCCAUGCAAGAUCAACUCCCGGAAAAUCAGGACGUCUUCGACGAUGACCUUCGCUGUACCUUCGUAAACCUACUCGGCAGCCACCUCGGCGUCAACCACACGUUGGAGAACUCAAGGUCACGUUUAAACACAGCAAACCAUCAGACGUCAAGCUUCAUCAUUCAUCGCACUCAACCGUCUGUUGGCCCUUCGAUGUCAGGCGAUUCAUCAAGUAGCGCUGACCACAACCGCCGUAACUUCACACAGGGUCAAUACUCAACACAACCCGUUUCCACAUCCAUUUCCCAGGUCUUAGCCAUACCACCGCCACAAAUGGACUACUCAACCACCACCAAUAUGCUUCCAAAUUACGACUCCUGGAAUAAUGUAUCGACCCUUCACAGCACCCAGUACCAUAAUCCGGUGUUAGGAGGUGCCAGUAUCGGGCACUCUUCUUCUCCUGCAAUAGGAAGCGGCUACUUGGCCCCACCGACGUCCCAAAAGGUGUAUCCAAAUGAACCCUCUUCGCACUCCAUCAUUUCCUCGCAAUAUACCAUAACUAAUAAUCUGCCUUUCGUCUUUGACCCUGAUAUGUCCGCCUCCGAUUUUUUGCUGUAUAAUAUCUCACCACAUCAAUGGCAGACUAAUGCCGCCCCUCGGCCAGGACAUCUAAGCCUGCCGUUCACGCCUAUUAUACCGCCGCCACAGGCUGCAGAAUCCUCACAAUUUACAUUUGUGAUGCAGCCCCAUGCACAUUAUGGCGAACAAAUAGGCUACCCUCUAAACCAGCCACCAAUCAAUCAGCCUUUUCCGUUCCCGCUGCAUAGCCAUCCCUCGUCUCCUCUUAUGUCCUGCGAAUGGCUAAAUGACGCCGCUAUACACUGCGGAUUUAUAGGGACACUGGAAGCAUUAAAAUCGCACUGUAAGAUCGUGCAUCUUUCUGGAUCAAGGAUCGCGCAGAUUGAAUGCCACUGGGAGGGUUGCGACUACCACAGCCGCGAUGACCCCACGGUUCGCGUCAUGCGGCGCGACUGCAUUUGGCGCCAUAUUUGUGAGGUACAUUUGAGGCUGAAGAGGGGUAGGAUCUAGGCUUCCGCAUCUCUUUGCAUCAUUGCAUCGUUGUUUUAUUAAUUCCUUGUGUUGUAUCACUGCUAGCCAC